This is a messenger RNA of Microcebus murinus (gray mouse lemur), 7211 nucleotides long. Lineage: Eukaryota; Metazoa; Chordata; Mammalia; Primates; Cheirogaleidae. The record is from RefSeq and is a predicted model, not a curated record.
AGAGGGCGGGUUGUUGUGCUGCAGUUGGCAGGCUGCUGCGGGAGGCGGUGGCGGUAGGAAGCCGGAGACAGCGGGGUGACAGGUAGGCGGCUGUGCUGUCUUUGGGGGACGCAAAGUGCUAGUUGAGGAGGGUUUUUCUUCUCCGGCUGAGGGAACUAUACAGGGGAGCUGAGGAGGGUGGUCCAGGAAGGCGGUAACCUGAGUGUUCGUGAUCCCGGAGCCUCUCAUAAUCCAGGUAGCAGUUUGGGAGGGUCGUGAGGAGGAGAAGGCAGCAGCCGUGGCGCGUGGAGAUGAGCCCUGUCGGGUGACAUGGGGGCCUACCUUAGAGGAAAGCGGAGAGCCUUAAAAAAAUCUAUAGUAGAAGAGUUGGAAAUAUUUAACUCUCAACAAAUGAAUUCCACACUUGAACUCUGCUGCAUUCCUGUGCCACCUCCUCCUUUAGAAAACUGAUCUUAAAACAGAUAAAAGAGGAAUAGAAGGUAAAAGAAGAUGCUGGGAUCUGAACGUAGUGUUGUGGAAGAAUGGUUAUCAGAAUUCAAGGCAUUACCUGACACUCAGAUCACCAGUUAUGCGGCAACUUUACACCGGAAAAAAACACUUGUACCAGCCCUCUAUAAAGUGAUUCAAGAUUCGAAUAAUGAGCUCCUGGAACCUGUCUGCCAUCAGUUGUUUGAGCUCUAUCGUAGCUCUGAAGUUCGACUUAAGAGGUUCACGUUGCAGUUCUUGCCAGAAUUGAUGUGGGUUUAUUUACGGCUUACAGUUAGCCGAGACAGACAGAGUAAUGGUUGCAUUGAAGCACUUCUGUUAGGAAUUUACAAUUUGGAAAUUGCUGAUAAAGAUGGAAACAAUAAAGUUCUAUCUUUCACUAUCCCUUCCUUAUCCAAGCCUUCCAUAUAUCACGAACCCUCAACAAUUGGAUCCAUGGCUUUGACAGAAGGAGCAUUGUGUCAGCAUGAUCUCAUCAGAGUUGUUUAUAGUGAUCUUCAUCCUCAGAGGGAAACAUUCACUGCACAAAACCGGUUUGAAGUUCUGAGUUUUCUCAUGCUGUGUUAUAAUUCUGCUAUUGUGUAUAUGCCUGCCUCAUCUUACCAAUCUCUUUGUCAGAUGGGCUCCAGGGUUUGUGUGAGUGGGUUUCCACGGCAACAUGAAAAACAUUGGAAAGAACUCUGCGGUCGAAUAGUAUUGGAUCCUGAAUUUAUGGUGCAGCUUCUCACAGGGGUUUAUUAUGCUAUGUAUAAUGGACAGUGGGACCUUGGCCAGGAAGUUCUUGAUGACAUCAUUUAUAGAGCUCAGCUAGAACUUUUUUCUCAACCACUAUUGGUUGCUAAUGCCAUGAAAAACUCAUUACCAUUUGAUGCUCCUGAUUCUUCACAAGAAGGCCAGAAAGUACUUAAAGUGGAAGUCACUCCAACAGUGCCGAGGAUUUCUCGGACUGCAAUUACAACAGCUUCAAUCCGUCGUCAUAGAUGGAGGAGAGAAGAUGGCUUUGACUUCUCAAACGAGGCUGACUCGAGUAUUCCCGGCUCCCCGAUCCAACUCGGCUCCACUGACCUAGGGAUCAAACGUGUGCAAGAGGGGGAGGUGCUGGUGCGCAGGACCCCUGAGCAUGGCUCGCCGAAGCCCAACUCAGCAGCAGCCACAACAGAGGGUGCUGAGGGUAUAAAUGGAGGAGAAGAGUCUGUAAACCUGAAUGAUGCAGAUGAAGGAUUUUCAUCAGGGGCUUCCCUCAGCAGUCAGCCAAUUGGGACCAAACCAUCCUCCUCUUCUCAGAGGGGAAGCUUAAGGAAAGUGGCAACUGGGCGUUCAGCCAAAGAUAAAGAAACAGCCUCUGCCAUCAAAUCCAGUGAGAGCCCUCGAGAUUCAGUAGUUCGCAAGCAGUAUGUACAGCAACCAACUGAUCUUAGUGUAGAUUCAGUUGAGCUGACACCAAUGAAAAAACACCUGAGCCUGCCUGCUGGCCAGGUGGUGCCAAAAACCAAUAGUUUAAGUCUAAUCCGGACAGCCAGUGCUUCCUCAAGUAAAUCAUUUGACUAUGUAAAUGGCAGUCAAGCAAGUACCAGCAUUGGGGUUGGCACUGAGGGAGUUUCUAAUUUAGCAGCUAACAAUGCUAAUCGAUACUCAACUAUCAGUCUACAGGAAGACCGGCUAGGUCAAGCUGGUGAAGGUAAAGAGCUCCUCAGCCCAGGAGCCCCCUUAACCAAGCAGUCUCGAUCCCCAAGUUUUAAUAUGCAGCUAAUAUCCCAGGUGUAGUUUUGACAUCCUCUCUUCUCUUUCUGCUUACCUUUUAAACUGAACAUAUUUCAUUGUGUAAGAAGACACUUCAUCCCACAUUGUGAAAAUACUGGUCAUCGUAAUGAGAUUUGAUUUAGUUUAGGUAUCUUCAUACUGUAUUUUGUAUGGAAACAGCAAUAAGGUUUUCUUUUCCCUCCUUCCUAUACCUUCUCUUCACCUAUUCCUUGUAAAUUUGUUUGUGAAGCAGUAUAAAAUGUUUGCCUUUUCCAUGCCUUCCUUUCUCCUUGGGUGAUGUGCAAUCCAUCGUAGGCUGAUCGGUCCCAUUUCAACACUGUGAGACUGAGGGUACAUAAGAGGAAAUGGUGUAUAUGAUCCCUAUGAAAUGAUUCUUUGGCUUUUGCUUAAAAACAAAACAAAACGGGUUUGUUUUCAUAAUCUAUAGAACUAUGAAGAUUACUGGAUCAUAUUUUUUUCUCUCUUAACCAGGAGUGCCUCAGAGAUUCUGCUAUGACUUUGGACUUCUCUGAGUCUGUGCAAUCAUAUUCUGGAAAAGCAGGGGAAAGGUGGUAGAUUGCUGCUCUUUUUCAUUAAAAUGAGGGUAGCUCUUUUUUCCCCCAUCUCCUUUAUCCCAAGGACAUAAAUGUUCAAUUACAGAGGCAUUUAAAUCAAGUUGUGACCACCUCCAUUGGAGGGCAGGGCUCUAAGUUGAUUGUGUGAUUGAUAAUGCACUUUCUCAGUGGCUCUAUAGUCAUUAUUAACAUGUCUUCCCUCUUCCCCACAAGGACAUAAGGUCAUUUCUGUCCUUAAAAUUUGAAUAACUAACAAAUCAGAGAAUCCAAGAGGCAAGUUGUUUCCCAGGAAUGAUUGACACUUUGGUGCUGGGGUUUUGUGGGGGGAGGGGUAGUUUUUGUUUAGCUUGUGUGGGAUUGUAUGUGUGAGGGGGUUUUGAUUGGUUUUUUCUUUUCCUUUGUGAACUGAUAAUGACUGAAGUAGAAUAGUACAUCUUCAGGUAAAGAGAGGGAUUUCUCAAUCCACUUUCUGUGAUGUCAGACUAUUAGAGAAACCCUUUCAGCUGCUUUCUAGAUGUAUCUAAAUUCAGUCAGAUAUUUUGGAUUAAGAAACCUGAAGACCUGAUAGAUCACAUACUCCAAUGAAACAUAUCAGGGACAGAUAAUUGGCUGAAAACACUGAUGCCAUGUGACACAUUUUUUUUUUAAACAUUUCUACCAGGGGGUACUGACUUGAUUUCUCCUACAAGGACCACACUGCCUUUGUGUUUAAUGUAAUGCAAUUUGUGGACACUCUAAUCAUAUAUCUGCAAAGUUUCUCAUUUUUAUAAAACUUUGAAAUCAUGCCAGUAAGCUAGAUGUUGAAUGUAUGUAAGUAGCAUUUGGUAACUGCUGAAAGGCUAAAAAAAAAAAAAAAAAGAAAGAAAGAAAGAAAAUACAUUAUUGGUUAAAAAAAAUAAUUCUGAUUUGGUUGAAUAAGAUUUUAUUAUAACCUCUUCUGAGUCUCAGGCGCUAAUGUUUGAAAAAGAAGGGAAUAUAUUCAGUUUUUAAAAAUCAGUGUAUUGUGACUUGAACUGCUAUAAGUUAUCCUUCCACAAACUACAUCAGAGCUAUUAGUGCUUUGUACAUGUAGAUGUUUUUACUUUAUAAUUGUGAAAGAAAAAUAUACUGAAUUUAUAGAAAGCAAGUAUUCUCCUAAUUAACAAAGUUUAAAAUUUUAUCUCUGCCAAUUAAAAUUACAAUAGAUUUUGAUAAAUGAACAGAAAAAUGCCUCUUGUUUUUUUCAUACCUAAAAAUUCUCUCCUUUCAUUUACUAUAAGAAAUUUUUUUUAAAGUGGGACUUUCUGUUAGAAUCUUUAUAAGAAUAAUGAGAUGCUUGUUUGAAUUUAGUAAUCUGUAACAUUUUUCAGCUCAUGUGAAAAUGUAAAACUGUAAUAGAACCUGAACUAGUAUCUACAACAUUGCCAAAGUCUGGGGUAAAGAUAAAAGUUGAUAAAUAGACAAUUUAUUGAUUUUGUGUGUGUGUGUGUAUAUAUGAUGUGUAUAUGUAUAUAUCACAGAGACAUAUUUUAGAUAUGCGUUGGAUGUCAAUUAAAUGAAAAGAAUUUAAAAACAGCCAAAAUAAAUGAGGUGUAAAGGUCUAUGAUAUGGUAAGGAUGACAGAGUUUCAGGUAUGUAAGGAAAGAAGCAUUGUACUUACCUGGGAGUAAGAUCUUGGCUUUGGCUGGAAGUUAAUCACUUUAUGGCAGAAAAUUCCUGGUUUAUUUAGGAUGCUAAAGGACUGUUUUUAAUUCAACAAAUUGUGCAUUUAUUGGCAUCUAAAUCUAGCAUGAUUUUAGUUGAAGCACAAAAGAAAUACCAAAUAAUACCAAAUUACAGCAAAAGCUGUUAAUAAAUAUAACUAAAUUUUCCUUUGGUUAGAAAUCAUACAUUAUACCUAAAAAGUUGGUUUUAAAUAAUUUUCAUCUUAGACGAUUUCAUUUAUCUGUGUAUACAUAUUAUAGUUUGUAUGUAUACAUACUCAUUAAUGUUUCAUGACUGAAUAACAUUUGUUUUUAAUCCUUUUAGGUGAUAUGAUUUGGAUGUAAUUAAGAAACAUUUCAUUUAGUCUAAACUUUGCAUUCAGGGUCUUAGAAUAGAUUUCUUAUGCAAGAUAGAGUUAAAAUGGAAUGAGUUAGUUUAAUAAACUGGAAGUCAAAUUUUCUAAGAGAUUUUUGAUAGGCAUUUGCAUUACUUACGGGCAUUUAAUUAAAAAGUUUUACUUCUCAUAUACAACAGCUCUUACAAAUAUAUGCCAGCAAUAUUCAUACUUCAUCCUUUAACAACCUUUUGUUUUAUACUUCCAUAAAAAAGCCUACCCAUCUAUAGAAAAGAUAUUAGGGAGAAAAUACUUGUUUUCUAUAAUAAAACGAUUUGGUUGAUGCCAUCUAUGCCAGGUUGGAUUAAGGAAUACAAAAAAUAUCUGAAGGUUUUGGGAACUCUUUUCUAUGACAUUAAUUAUUAGAAAGCAAACUAAAAUGUAAAAUUAAAAUUAACUUAGAAUUAAGAUUUUUAAAUAUGAAAAUAUUUUUAAAAGCUGGGGGGAAAAUGGCUAUAAUUUUAAAUUUUGAUCUCUACCACCACCCAUACCUUUCCAAUUCACUCUUCUGUGCCUAUUUAUUAUAGAAUCAGAAUGUUUGUGCUAGAAGAUACCCUAGAGAUAAUCUAGCUAGUCUCCCACACCCCCUCCCCACCCCACAUUCAUCCUCAGGAAACUGAGGCUAAUUGUAAUGUGAUCAAGAUCACAUAACUAAAACAGAGCCAGAAUUAAACCCAGUUUCCUGUCACAUGCAUAUUAAAACCCUCUGUCUCCUUUUAUGCAUACUGUGAUAAAUGUGGUACAUAACACACUCCAUUUCUGUAGAUUCCUUACAUUUCUUCCUAGUAGUUGCUGAAUACAACAUAUUAAGAAAAGUAUUAAAUCCAGAAAAAAGAGUAAUAAAUAUAGAUGAGAAAGUGUUAGAAAUGUUAUCUAUACAGAAGUAAGGAUAGAUGGGUAGAUACAUUAUUCUUUAUUCUAAUUUAUGCCUUACUAUGUUCUGCCACACAACAGUUGUAUGCUGCCAUUUUAUAGUUAAUUACAUGUCUGAGGAUUUAUUUAGUGCAAAAUAAACUCAAUGAAAUAAUUGGCUUUGAUCAGUGUUCCUAGCUAUUUUAAAGUAAUUUUUGAAUCAGCCAGCUUUCGGUCACCAAGGCAGCAAAUUAAUAAUAUUGCACAAUGGGAUAUUGGAGAGUAAAGAUUAAAUAAAUUUGAUCCUGUCAAUUUCUAAUAAAGAGAGAUUGAAUCUUAUGCUUAGAGCAGAUACAAGCAAUAUUUCCUUAUGUGACUGAAAAAGGUUUACAGUGUGAAGCUUAUGAUUCCAUAAUGGAACUAUAACCAUAUGUCAUGUAAAGUGUAUAUACCAUGUAAAAUGUCUUAAAUGCGGUAGUCUCAGCUAUAUAAGCUCGUUAUUUACAACCUGUAUUCUCAAAUUCCACUUAGUAGCUUUAAAUUAUAAUUAUUUAUUAGACACUGGAAUACUGAGAAUAACCUUUCAGAUUGUUUUGUUUGCACUACUCUUGUGAAUAUUUUAAUUAAGUGGGAUGUUUUUCCUAUCUCACUUUGUGAGGUUUGUAUGGGUCCAUUUUUGAGUACUUUAGUUGUUGACAAUCAGUUGUCUCAUUUAAUUUUCUGCAUCUUCAUUUGUAAAUAAAAAAACCUCUAAUCUUGUCUUUAGGGUUAGUAUCCUAUUUAUAUGAACACUGGCAAGGAGGAUCUCUCCAUUUCUGAUUUUGGAUGACAGAGUAAGUUCUGUUUUGUUUUAAAAAAAAUCAGUAUUUCAGUUACAUAUUUGUUUUUCAGUUUUAAAAAGUUUAAUAAGUCAUGCCAGUGUUCAGAAAAUCUAAGAAUUUUAGGGCAAUUUUUCUAUAGUAUGGCUAUGUUAAACAGUUUGAACAUGAGAUUUUUUAUCUUUCAAGUUUGAUUAUUGUCAUUGUUUCACCACUAAGUUGGUUGAGACAUUUGUUUGUAAUAUUUUAAUUUUUUAAAAGUGCUUUUUAGAAACAAGUUGUUUGAAAAUCAACUAGAAAUAGAUAACUUAAACUCUUAAAAAAUUAAGAAUACUGCCAGAUUAUAAGAAGAUGGAAUGUAGUUUUAAGUUGUUAACAGUGCUAAUAAAAUCAUAAUGAGUCACCAGAUUGGUAAAAUUUUCCAUGCUUAGGUGGUCAUACUGAUAAUGUAAGACAUAAAUUUUAGUAUUACUUUGUGUGUACCUGAAGGAUAUAUCAUACUGGCACUGAGCAGAUAUAGGAAAUAUACUAUUCAUAGAAAAGUCAUCAUCACUCAACCUCCCCACCCAUAUAGGCAUAUUCCUUCUAAACCUAACCACACAACCACAAAAUUUUCGUAAUUUCAGUCUCUUCAGUAUUUUUGUAACCUUAGCCAUUAGUCCC